GCAUCACUUUCAGAUUGGUUGAAUCAAUGCAGCUUUCAGUUGCCAGCAUUUGCCCAAGCUUUGCAGUAAAGAAGUGUGGGCUUUGUCUCAUAAGUCAUAACAGCAUGAUGAUAUGCAGAGUUCUAGCAAAUAAAGGUAGUUCUAUUUGUGAUGAAGAGGAAUCACAGUGAACCUGGUAGCUUUGAUGAAGUUACUGGACUUUGUUGGGGAGGAAAAAUUGUCAAACUACUAGCAGACAAGAAGAGUGCAACAAAUUGUGUGCUAAUCAUUUUUGUUCAAUUAUGUUGGUGAGUAAAAUCUGCACUCUUGUUACUCUCGCAAUGCCUAUAUAUAUAAAUAAUGAAAUUUGCGUUUGCUUAGUUCAAUUUUCUUGUCAAUCAAAAUUUUCAAAGUUGAAAACUGUCCUACAUGAUCUGUUAUUUUCUGUUUUGAUUAGAUCUUAUAUGUGUGCUCUUCUGUUAUGGACAUCACAAUUUGAUUUUUGAUCAUAGGCUCCAGCACUUUGCCUUAUCAAUUAAUCAUUGGUAGGAUAUGGAUGUUGGUUACCUAAGAUAAGAAGUUUAAUAAAAUGGGAAAUUUUAUUGCAAAAUGGGUAACCAAACUAGAUAGAUUAAUAUUGGCUAUAUUUAUAUAUUUUCUAUUCUUUUGGAUAAACAUUGAAAACUUAAAGAGGUUUGAGAUCAUUGUUAUUUGUAGGUUAUAGUUGAAUUAGAUUUGCACAAACAUAAAAGAAAAUGAAUUUAGAAUACAUGAUUACUAGCACUUCACUUUAUUUUGAGUGGUCAUAGGAAGUAACAAAUGAGAGAAGCAUACCAUUUUUGUAUAUGAUCUGUGUGAGAGAAGCAUACUGCUUGUGUAUAUGAUCUGUGUGAUACUGUCCACAGACAUUUUAUGGGACAAUAUCCCAAUUUGGAUUGAUUGAUCUCAUGUGCAUGAUUUAUACUGUUCUCUGUAUGUCAACCUAUUCCAAGGACAGACUCAGGAUUUUAAGCUAAUGGGGGCCGAAGUAUAAAGGAAAAAAAAAAAUCCAAAUAAGUAUCCAUAUAGUAUUAAAAAAUUAUAAAUACACAAAAUAGUUAUUUCUAAAUACAUUAAGAUGCAAUCAUCUACCAAAAAAGACAAAAACAAAACAAAAUAAUGUUUUAUUUUUUUAAUACUAGGUUGGCUAGGAGUUCUAUUUUUUUAUCACUUCAUUUAAAAUAAUAUAAACAACUCAUUAAAAUAAUAAAGGAAGAGAGAGAAUUUGAGUUUUUUAAUAGAAGGAAGAGAUAUAAUCUUAAUAAAAUAUUGUAUUUUAUUUUUAACAACCUGCUAUAGUCAACUGGUAUUUAUACCAGUUUACUAUAGUUGCAAAAAAUUUAGCUUUAGCUUCUCCUAUAACACAUGUUUUAUUGAGCUCCCACAAUGGGACAGUAACAAUUGGAUGUCAGUUCAACCUGCUCACCACCUUGUACUCAUCAACGGGUACACCCACAAUGGCCCUUGGUAUGAAGGAGACUCCUACCUAUCUUAUAAAGACCCAUAUGCUCUUGCAGGAUGCUGGAAGGAUUACUUCAACAAUGAACUCCUUUACGUCACUAGUGAAUUAUGGAAAGAUUACCAUUUCACAGGUAACACAAGUAGAAUUUCAGUGUUUACCACCAAGCCAUAUUCAGAAGCCUUCACUACCCAGAGGCUUGAUUAUGAUGAUCCCAGUUAGUUCACAACUCAGAACGCAGACUAUGAACCUCUACUGUAUUGUGGAUUUUGUAAUCUGUUUGACAAAUAUCAUGAACAUGGCUGUGAUUAUAAUCCUUCUGAAUGGGAUCCAUAUGAUGGGUAUCCAUCUGGUACUUCCGACUAAGAGAGUCCGAACACUUCCAGAAAUGACCCCAGGAUGCUCUAGAACAGCUCCAGAAGACCAGGAUGCUCCAGAACAGCUCCAGAAGCCCCAGAAUAGCUCAAGAACCACCUUUGCAAAUCCGGUUACUAUUCCAGAACAGUACCCGCACCAGCAAAGCUGCCGACAAGCUACUAUUCACCACACAGUACCAGAACACUGUGCAGAGUUACUAUUCAGAAAAGCAAGGGGACAGAACACUGUUCACUCAACAGUGCCCUGAUAGAAUCAUUGAAGUUACUAUUUACUUUCGGCUAAAAAGAUAUUCACCCAAGAGUAAAAGCAGUUUACCUUCCAUGAUUUUCGCAAUCUCCUGAACGGAUCCAAGGCUUCCUCCAGCUAUAAAAGGAACCCUUUGCUUCAGUCUUCAGCAAGCUUAGUUCAAUACUAUCUCAGAGCUCCAGUUUUACUUUGUAAUAGAAAUACUUUGUAACCCUAAAUGGCUCUCUUCUCUUCUCCCCUAGUUUACACUUAUACCAGAACUACAUUUGUAACCUAUUUAAGCUUCCGCACCGAGACCGCCCAUUUGAACGGCACUCUCCCCCUUUGUCUGUAGCUUACCCCACUUGGUAUCAGAGCCAAGUUUGUGGCCGACAGUAAGUGUUGUAAGUUACUGUAAUUGUUUUGAUAUUCAAUCAAGUUGGCAGGUUAUACCACCAUAGUUAUCCAUUAUUUUGUGGUUAUACAUUAUUUUUAGUAUGUUAUCUCUAACAAACAUUAUUUUGUUUUACAUUUAUUUUUUGAUAGCA
Quercus robur (English oak) is the source of this 2628-nucleotide messenger RNA. RefSeq lists its product as uncharacterized. Bases 1476 to 2102 code for a protein of 208 amino acids. The record is from RefSeq and is a predicted model, not a curated record. The transcript is spliced from 2 exons. Lineage: Eukaryota; Viridiplantae; Streptophyta; Magnoliopsida; Fagales; Fagaceae.